CUAUUAAAGAGGUAGACUUUUACUUUGUACGAUGAAUACAUUUUACCUGUCCUCAUACUUUGCAUACUAUUGUAAAGGUGUUAUUUACUUUAGGUACCUCAUAAGGUUACCAAUAGGUACCUGCCAUAUCCGUUUAUUCAAGGAGGGGUUACCUUAGGUACCUAGGUAUCUGAUGUAUUGGAAAUCUUCGAAUGAGGGGCUACCAUUAAGUAAUGAUCUCAAGUACCCAGGUACCUAACUCACAAAGUGCAUGUAACCUCUUGCAAGGGUAUUCAUAUUCAGUAUAAGUCAACACCUCCAUGUAGAUUUCAUAUCUACCUCUAAUUAAGUUAAAUCAAUACAAUUAAUACAACAAUCUCUUCAACCUCUCAACCCCUCCAACCCCCCUUAAACCACCUUAUAGUACUCCACCCCCCCUAUCAUGGCAACUAUCGCAAAGACAAUCGUGGCCACCGGUGCCACUUCGGGCUUGGGGUUUGAGCUAGUCAAGCAACUUCUUGCGCAAACACAGCCGUACAAAUUCAUCCUUGGAGCCAGAGACACAAAAACGGCUCAGGCCGCCUUCGAUAAGCUCAACUAUGACAGCAGCAAGCAUAGCUUAACCCUCUUUCCUUUAGAGUUAUCCAAUCUCAAGACCGUCAAGGCUUUCUCGCAGCAGGUCUUGGAUAAACUCGGACAGGACAAGAUCGACUACCUUCUGCUCAACGCAGCAAUAGGCAAAAAUGCCGAACAGCCUGGCCCUUUUGGAUCUAAAUGGAGCGAGCCAUAUAUUGUAAACCAUCUUUCUCAGCAUUACCUUGUCCAUCUACUUCGAGAGAAGUUGGAAGCAUCGCAGUCGCGCAUCGUAGUCGUCUCUUCCGGCGCUGUUCGUCUCGUGGAUGACCCUAAAUACCUCGAGGAUGACCUCAAGGGCGGCUCGAAGACGGAACGUAGUGUAUACCCUGCCACCAAGUUCGUCCAGCUGCUCGGAGCGCACUGGUGGCGCCGUCAGCUCAAGGGCAAAUGCACAGUCGUUGCCGUCUCUCCUGGCCUCAUUCCUCAUACCAACCUCUCAAGAAACAGCGACCAGUUCCAACUGCAUGCGAACCAUCCGGAUGCAAAGACCGUCCCAGAAGGGGCUCAAAGCAUUUACCGCGCAUUCGUAAGAGAUGAUCUCCCCGAGGACCCUGACCAAAUCUUCUUGACAAGCUGGGGCGAAUGGUGGCCUAAAGAUGUCUACGGACUUAGUCUUGAUAAGACCCUUCAGGACAAGUGGUCUCCUAGUAAAGACGAAAUUGAGAGGGAAGAAGGUUUGACAGCUUGAGUCGACUGUAAUUAAGAGCGAAAGAGUUGUUUCCUUGUUUUGAGUUAUGCAACACCACAUUGUAGCAUAGAGCUUUAAGUGGCCAUGGAUUAGAUAACGUACUAAAGGGAUGGCAUUAUAAUAUAUUGCCUUGGUCUUUCAGAUGCUCGAACUUGCGUUCUAUUAUAUUCUCUAUACCAUAGGUAGAUAUGACACUGCUGUUGUGCUCUGAAUACGGAAAUAAGAGGUAUAGGGGUAUGGAAAAUAUGGGACAGAGAAUUAAUCGUUAGCGCGAAGGGACCAGAAGCCAUCUACGGCUCUAUACUAUCCCGCAG
Molecule: messenger RNA, 1617 nt
Organism: Daldinia caldariorum
Lineage: Eukaryota; Fungi; Ascomycota; Sordariomycetes; Xylariales; Hypoxylaceae
Product: NAD(P)-binding protein
Exons: 6
Coding region: 422-1303 (293 amino acids)
Source: RefSeq, a predicted model, not a curated record